AUGGACAACAAGGCCGCACGCUUCGUUCUGCCUAUCAAUAAAGAAGCGCUUCCGCGCGGCUUUUCCGUGUCCGCGACGUACGGCGGAAUAAAAGCUGCGAUAUCGCCCAAGCUGACCGCGCCCUCUUCAACUUCGAGCCCAUCUGCGCCGCCACUCGAUCCGAAACCUGACGUAGCGCUGAUCGUCUCUGCUGUCCCGGCGUCUGCAGCAGGCACAUUCACGCAGAAUGCAUUCAAAGCGGCACCGGUACUCUUUUCCUCUGCUGUGCUUUCCAACCCGAGCAACAAGGGCAAGGUACGCAGCGUUCUCGUCAACUCGGGCUGUGCGAACGCGGUCACUGGCGACCAGGGGUAUCGGGAUGCGCAACAGUGCGCGAAUAUGGUGCAGCAGCUCCUCUCUCCCGCUCCGGGGCUGAAAAGCAGCGCUGAAAAGGGGGAAACGGAAGCCAAGUCCGCCGACGAUACGCUCGUCCUCUCGACGGGUGUCAUCGGCGUGCCAUUGCCUAUGCCUGUCUUCAAGAAGACACUUCCCUUUCUUGCAUCAGGCCAGAUUCUGCGGAACGACGAAGAGGCCUGGUACCAAGUCGCGCGUGCCUUCAUGACGACCGAUACGUUCCCGAAAUUGCGAACUCGGACGUUCCAGCUCGCCGGGAUGGAAUGCAAGAUGGUCGGGAUCGACAAAGGCGCGGGCAUGAUCCAUCCCGCCAUGUCUGGGCCCUCAGGACUGCACGCAACUCUGCUCGGCCUGAUCGCUACCGAUGCACCCAUCGAAGCUGCCUCGCUGCAGCAGGCCCUCGAACACGCAGUGUCGCGUUCGUUCAACUGCAUCAGCGUAGAUGGGGAUAUGAGCACGAACGAUACGAUUCUCAUUCUUGCAAACGGUCAAGCAGUCAAUCAGUCUUCCUCCUCCUCUUCCACGGCGCAAUUAUCGCCCAGCGAAGAGAUCUCAGCGCUAUCGCACCCACAAGAAUUCGCACACUUCCAAUCCGAGCUGACAGCCUUCUGCACCGAGCUUAGUCAUUUGAUCGUGCGCGACGGUGAGGGGGCUACUAAGUUCGUCUCAAUCAAUGUACGUGGCGCGCCAACCUACGCGCACGCGCAUGCCAUCGCCAGCUCCAUCUCCACCAGCGCGUUGGUCAAGUGCGCACUGCACGGCGCCGACGCGAAUUGGGGCCGCGUGCUCUGCGCAGUAGGCUAUGCCAAGUUGCCGCCGUUCACUGGUGCGACACAGCAAGGCAGCAGCGAGGCAUGGGCGAUUGACCCCACGCGCGUGACAGUCUCUUUCGAACUUCCGCCGACCCUCUCCUCCUCUGAAGCACGCACAGCGGACGUACAGCCACUGACCGUUCUUGAGAACGGGACGCCGCAAGAGGUCGACGAAGAUGCUGCUGCGCGCUUGCUCAGCCUGGAGGACAUUAGCAUCGUCGUCGAUCUGCAGGGCGGAAGCUGGGGCCAACAGCAAGGCGUGCGCGAAGAGGCUACAUACUGGACUUGUGAUUUUAGCAAGGAGUACAUUGCAAUCAAUGGUGAUUACAGGUCGUGA
Messenger RNA from Tilletiaria anomala UBC 951, 1542 nucleotides. RefSeq names its product Arginine biosynthesis bifunctional protein ArgJ beta chain. The transcript has 2 exons. NCBI's taxonomy places the organism in Eukaryota, Fungi, Basidiomycota, Exobasidiomycetes, Georgefischeriales, Tilletiariaceae. Bases 1 to 1542 code for a protein of 513 amino acids. Gene Ontology annotation, biological process: L-arginine biosynthetic process; L-ornithine biosynthetic process. The record is from RefSeq and is a predicted model, not a curated record. Gene Ontology annotation, molecular function: L-glutamate N-acetyltransferase activity, acting on acetyl-L-ornithine as donor; L-glutamate N-acetyltransferase activity, acting on acetyl-CoA as donor. Gene Ontology annotation, cellular component: mitochondrial matrix.